This is a messenger RNA of Portunus trituberculatus (swimming crab), 4198 nucleotides long. Its product is annotated as serine/threonine-protein phosphatase 6 regulatory ankyrin repeat subunit C-like. NCBI's taxonomy places the organism in Eukaryota, Metazoa, Arthropoda, Malacostraca, Decapoda, Portunidae. Bases 261 to 3770 code for a protein of 1169 amino acids. The record is from RefSeq and is a predicted model, not a curated record. Gene Ontology annotation, molecular function: protein binding. The transcript is spliced from 8 exons.
AGUCACGCAUGCGCAGAAAACACGCCUAGCGGCCAAAGUUGUCAGUUUUAUUAAGUCUUAGCACCGGGACACCACUGCCGCGUAUCUCGUUAUACAGUAGAAUUGAGACGUGUGUCAAACACCUAUACCAGCAGCACAGCAGACGGUACUGCAAGACAUGGUGAGUGUGGACAGAAGUGACCACACAGCAAACUGCCAGGCAAGUCCAGCCAGCCAGUAUUGUGUGACAUCAGCAGACAGUCGGCGCCACGCAUCUCGCCAUGGAAUCUAGCCACCCCGGCAACGCCGAUGAAUUGACCGGGGCAAUGAUGAAAGAAAAAGUAACAGAGGAACUGAUCAUUGCUGUGAGGGAAGGAGACGAGGCAUGCAUGAUGUUGGCCCUCACUAAGGAUGCCCGCCCCGAGGUCACCGUCUCUAAUAAUGCUGGAAAGUCAGAGUGUCUGGUAUGUAUAGCUGCCACCGAAGGCCACGAUCACCUGCUGCCUCACUUACUUCAGGCUGGGCUGAGCAUAGAAGGUGGAGGCACCACUGAUAGGACACCCCUGAUGUUGGCUGCCGAGAAGGGUCACACCCUCACAGUGAAGGCACUAUUGACCCUUGGCGCUAACUCUCUUAAAACAGAUAGUGGAGGAUUUACAGCCCUGUACCAUGCUGCGUGGUGGGGCCACCAACAAUGUGUGGCAGCCCUAGUGCCCGUCACCCCUCCCGCUCCUGCACACAUCAAGGCAGCCACCUCAGUGCAUGCCGCCAGUUAUAAUGGCCACGUGGAGGUAUUGGAGCAGCUGGUGGGUGCUGGCUGGUCUCUCACAGCUAAAGACAGUCUUGGCAACGCAUCCCUGCACAUUGCUGCAAUGGGGGGACAUGUAAGAGCUGUACAGUGGCUGGUGCAGCGAGGUGGUGACCUGUCCGUGCAAUCCGAGGCUGGAUAUACUCCCCUGAAGAUGGCCGUGAUGUUCGGCCGCCACGAGGUGGAGACCUGGAUUGUCAAAAAUGGCGGUGGUGUAGUGAGGAGCAAACAUUGGCGUGUGGACGAAGUGGUGGCGUGGCUUGGAGGGCAUGAAGGCCACCACAACACAGUCCUGUCCUGGCUGAUGGCGGGCGAUCCGGCAUCCAUAGCCAACGUCCCUGAGGUCUGUGACGGUCACACGCUGAACCAGAAAGGCUUGACGCCUCUUCAUGUCGCGGCUCUGCGCGGGGCUCCCACUCGUGCUGUGAAGGCUUUGCUGGAACGCGGCGUAAGCCCGCAUGUGAUCUCCCCUGACAACAUGACUCCCGCUGAUCUGGCACGGCAGGAAGGUCAUGACUCUGUAAUUAAAGGACUGCAGUGCCACCAUUGCGAACAGAGUAAUGCACUUCCAGAAGAUCUUUACGAGGAGCUCCUGUCAACAGUCUGUCACGGGGACGACGUGCAGGCGGUGUCCAGUCUCCUGUGUAAGGGUGCUGCUACAGAGAGCUUUGGUGGCCGCUCCGUCCUCAAGCUGGCUGUCACUACCGAUCGUCCACUCACCGUCAACCUGCUACUGGCUAGUGGUGUGCCGCUGCCCGCUAGCCUACUGCUGGAGGCUUGGCAAAGCCCUGACGUUACCCAUAGAGUGCUGGCCUCCCUCACCAUCGCCUACAGCAGACGGCUGCUUGCAGAGCAGCGACGCCUGGAAAAUGUUAGUCGCAAUCUUGCUGAGGGUAUUAACAAUCUGGUGAAAGCCAUCGAGGGAAAUACCCCCUGGGAAACUGCCUGGCGGUGGGGAAAGGAAACUGACCGUCCAGCACUAAGCGACCUCCUGAUAAAGGCUGCAGCUGCCAACUGUCCCGUGACUGCUGCCUUCUUACAUAGGGCUGGAGCAUGGUCAGUUUUUAGCCAGGCCCCAGGUGGGAAUGCCCUACACUCUGCCCUGGAGGCUGGCCACAAGGGUAUGGCUGAGCUGCUGAUCAGGGACCUCGGCGGCUGCCCAUACCUGCCUGACACAAAUGGUCGCCUUUCACUGGACAUGAUGACAAAGGAGGAGCAACAGAGGCUGGAGCAGAUGCUCUUUAAGGAGGAGCGUGAAAAACUGGAGAAUAUGGAGAUUCGCUUGAAGGCAGAUCAUGAGAAGCAAGCAAUACUGUCAACGCUGCAUGUACAGAAGGUUCUUUUUGAGAGUUACAAGAAUGGUAAGGUUGAGAAUGUCUCCUCACCUGAUGGCCGUGCUGCCCUGUUGUUGGCUUCACGCAAAGGCCUUCUGCAGGUUGUUUAUCUUGUAUUACAAGACGGUCGCUUCCCUGUGGACGAUGUCCUGGACAACACUUGCGGUACCACUGCCCUACACCAAGCGGCCUCACACGGCCAGGACGGAUGUGUGGCGCUGCUAUUGAGCGCCGGUGCCAACGCACAGCAGCAUGAUUUCUACGGCCAGACGCCACGUCACAUGGCUGCCAUGUUUGGACACAAAAGUGUUUUUGAACUUUUGGCACACGAAGAGACGCAGGACCCUCCUUGCCGUGCCGGCACCACAGCCACGCAGGUAAGGAAAAAUUUUAAGAUAUAUCACAGUAUGUAUUACAAGUACAACAGAAAGUUACAUUCACUAUCUGACCGUCAUGACCCCGAAAGCGUCAUAAGAAAUCUUGUGAAAUCCAUACGCUUGUCAGAGCUGCAGGAGGAGGCUCAGCGGCUGGCUGUGAAUCUAUCAAAGGGUGAGGCACUUGAAGUAAAGGAGGCCGUUAUGGCAGAAGUAAACAUCAUCAUGAAUAAGGUGUCAGCCGCUGAUCCCACCUACCGCGGCGACUUGAGACUGGUGGGCAGUUCUCGGGACGGCUCUAAAUUGUACGCCCCCGAUGAAUUUGAUAUAAAUCUCGUGAUUAACGAGGAUGACGUAGGAGUAAAUGUUAGCAAGAGAGGAAAGGAAGAAGCUCCGCUGAAGGGCUUGUUACAGAUUUCUGUAAAGACUACUCGCCCACACCUUGAAGGAAAUAGAUUUAUGGCCAACCUAUAUGAAGAGAUGCACCGCUGCCUCGCUGGACAUAUUCUGCAAGACGAAAGACUGAGCCUCGUGCCACCAGGCCUUACAAGCACCCAAGUGGGCGUGGCACUCUCCCUGGCAUGGCAAGGACAACAGUAUCCACUUCUGCUUGUCAGCGUGGAUCUAGUGCCGGUGCUUGAGGUGCCGUGGGUAGAACAAGUUUCCAGACCUUUUCUCACUCCCAAAGACAGCACCAGCAUACAGCUCAGUAAUGCUGCAGACAAAACAUGGCGCUGCAGCUUUGCCUUGACAGAGGCAAAGGUACUGCAGACGAUAAGUCCCAUGGAGCGCCAAGCACAGGUGAUGGGAAAGGUACUCCUUUCCCGUCUUAAGGCCGAGUCCUGGAUGCCUCGACACAAAAAGAGCUUUUUCAAGUGGUUCACCGUACGAGAGUGGAACAUCGCUGUGCCAAGCGGUUUCUGUUUCAAGAACGCGCUCCUGCGAUGGCUGGAACAGAGGCGAAGGCUGGAAAUGGAGCUUGGGGACCACGCCAAGGAGAUGGGGACUGGACCGAAAAGGGACUCUGCCCAGCUGCUUGAGGUGAGGCAAGAAGGGAACCCAACUAGAUGGCUGCUUGAAAUAUUCAGACUGAUAUGUGCAAACCCAGAGGAAUCACGGGAACACUUAGUAACUAAAAACAACUCUGCAUAUUUUGGGGGAGACUGUGAAGGCCAGAAGCCUGGGGACGGGGCACCCGUCAUCGUGCAGUGUCUGGAGGAAGAAAUGGAAAAGUUGUGUCCUUUGCCCUCAGCCAAAGCAGCUAGGCCGCAAUGAGACAAGUAUAAAAUGCACAAGAUGUAACAUGUGUUAUCAUCAGCAGCGUGUUGUGCCACCCGUGAUAAGGAACACAAGACAAGGGCUUGAUGUUCGAUUUUCAGACUGGAUAGUUUAAUUUAGCUAAUUAGUUACAAGACUGGUAUAAAGAAAAUGAAGAUUUUUAUGACAUAAGCGUUGUGAGCAAUAAAAUAUUUAUUAGGCUCUCAUCAGUACACACUUGUUGGCUUCUAUAAUAAUACAGGCUGAAUAAUGUAAUACUAAAUGCUGAGGUAAAUGGCACAUAUAGCCAGAAGGAAUUUUCAAGUAUUUGUCCACCGAUUUGUCUCUGUUCAGGAACAAAUAACUCAGUGAGCCAUUUCAUUUAUUUAGUUAUUUAUUCACAUUUUUUUAUCUAUUCAUUUAUUUAUGUUUUUAUUGAUUUGUUG